AUGGCUGCUAUCCGAUCUGGGAAGGUCCUAUCGGACUUGUCAAAAUUGGAACCACUCGACGGAUCCAACUAUCGCCAAUGGUCACAGAAGUUAUUGAUCUUCUUUGAGCAGUUGGAGAUCGACUACAUUAUCACUGCUGCUCAGCCCGCCGCCGUUACUACCGCUGCCACCACUACCGCUGCAGCUGCUGUAACUGCARCUACMGUCACCGCAAYCGUCACUGAUCCGCCUGCCRUUGCUGCUGCCACCGUUUCAGUUKCUGCUGCUGUUCCCGRGACGUCUACURCCAUCGAAGCUGACAAAUUCGAGAAAGACAACAAAACGGUCCGUGGGCAUCUUCUCAACCAUAUGAACGACUCUCUCUUUGAUCUCUUUGUAGUCCAAAAAUCUGCAAAGGUCAUUUGGGACACGUUAGAAUCUAGAUAUGGUGGGGACGACGCAGGCAGAAGGAAGUACGUCGUUGGUAAAUGGCUUCAAUUUCAAAUGUCGGACGACAAACCGGUGAUGGAUCAGGUUCAUGAGUACGAAAACCUGGUGGCAAGUGUGUUGUCUGAAGGCACGAAGAUGUGCGAGAUUCUUCAGGCCAAUGUGUUGCUCGAGAAAUUCCCUCCUUCCUGGAGUAAUUAUYGCAACCACUUGAAACAUAAGAAGAAGGACAUGAACUUCUAA
This is a messenger RNA of Momordica charantia (bitter melon), 669 nucleotides long. RefSeq lists its product as uncharacterized. The record is from RefSeq and is a predicted model, not a curated record. Lineage: Eukaryota; Viridiplantae; Streptophyta; Magnoliopsida; Cucurbitales; Cucurbitaceae.